This is a messenger RNA of Penicillium malachiteum, 417 nucleotides long. Its product is annotated as 13 kDa ribonucleoprotein-associated protein. Gene Ontology annotation, molecular function: RNA binding. Gene Ontology annotation, cellular component: nucleolus. The transcript has 3 exons. Lineage: Eukaryota; Fungi; Ascomycota; Eurotiomycetes; Eurotiales; Aspergillaceae. The record is from RefSeq and is a predicted model, not a curated record. Bases 1 to 417 code for a protein of 138 amino acids.
AUGGCGAGCUUGGGAGAACCCAUGGACCUUGACGUUGAGUCCCCCAAAGAGGAUGAAGCGUGGCCCAUAGCCAAUGAAAGCCUUACUCAAGAACUCCUCGAACUGCUCCGACACGCCGCGUACACCCGUCAAGUCAAGAAGGGUUCAAAUGAAGUGCUGAAAAAUAUCAACCGAAACAAAGCCAAACUCGUCAUUCUAGCCGCUGAUACCCAACCCCUCAUGAUCGUCGCACACCUCACAUCCUACUGCGAAGAAAAGGACAUUCCUUACGUUUACGUACCGAGUAGGAACGCAAUUGGACGAGUCUGUCGAGUAACUUGCCCCAUAUCUGCGGCAUGCAUCAUCUCCGACGAGGAUAGUGAAUUGACCGGCAGGCUUCAGAGGGUGAAGGUCCAGGUGGAGAGUCUUUUUAUCUAG